AUGAGUGUUAAGGAGUUUCUUUUGUCGGUGGCUUGGCCAGGAGUCCAACCUUCUCCUUCAGGAGGAGGUGAGGCCUAUGCAGCCCAGGAGCCGCAACCAGAGGAGGAGGAUGACACUAUCAUUCUAGAGCCCACUCCACCUGAGCCAUUUACUUUUGAGGCUGACACAAUUAUUGCUCAGGAGGAUGUGGCAUCACCAGAGCCCUUCCCUCAAGCAGAGCCAUCUCCAUCUCCUUCCUCUGAGCCUGAGCCAUCUGCACCAGCACUAGUGCCUAACCAAUCUACUUCUCAGGACCCAUCAUCUGCACCGGUGUUGGAUUUGAACAAGCAUGCAGAGGAUCAUUCACAGGAUGAUUGA
This is a messenger RNA of Glycine soja, 357 nucleotides long. Its product is annotated as protein TsetseEP-like. Bases 1 to 357 code for a protein of 118 amino acids. The transcript has a single exon. The record is from RefSeq and is a predicted model, not a curated record. NCBI's taxonomy places the organism in Eukaryota, Viridiplantae, Streptophyta, Magnoliopsida, Fabales, Fabaceae.